This is a messenger RNA of Anopheles moucheti, 1182 nucleotides long. Its product is annotated as glyoxylate reductase/hydroxypyruvate reductase-like. The transcript has 3 exons. NCBI's taxonomy places the organism in Eukaryota, Metazoa, Arthropoda, Insecta, Diptera, Culicidae. Bases 136 to 1068 code for a protein of 310 amino acids. Gene Ontology annotation, cellular component: cytosol. The record is from RefSeq and is a predicted model, not a curated record. Gene Ontology annotation, molecular function: hydroxypyruvate reductase [NAD(P)H] activity; glyoxylate reductase (NADPH) activity; hydroxypyruvate reductase (NADH) activity.
CUAGCAUUUGGUAACGUGAACCGUGUGGAAGUGAUCCAGUCCACAGUGUCAUGAUGAAGAUCCUGCUGCUGUUGCUAGUUUUUGUUUGUGUGUUGUAUAUUUUCCAUCGCUAAAUAGUGUAGCUUUUCUUAAGCCAUGAGCCGACCGCGAGUUUUGGUAACCCAUCAUCAGGUGCAGCCGGUAGCAUUGGAGUUACUGCGCGAACACUAUGACGUGAUCGUACCCCAGGUGGACUUUCCAUCCCGUGCUAAAAUUCUUGAACUCUGUCCGGGUAUUGAUGGACUUCUGUGGACCAACUACAAGCUGAAACUCGAUCGAGAGGUGUUGGAUGCAUGUGGGCCUCAGCUGAGAGCAAUUUCGGUUACGAUGAAUGGUGUGGAUUGUGUGGAUACUGAAGAACUGACCAGAAGGAAAAUUCCCCUUGGACACACACCGUUCAUCCCAAAUAAUGCCGUAGCGGACUUGGCGAUUGGCCUGAUGGUUGCCGCAAAUGAUGGAUUGUUGCGAUUCUGCGGCGGUCGUUACUCUCGCCAAUCUAUCCAAGGUUCCACUGUUGGCAUUGUUGGAUUCGGUGGUAUUGGACAGGUGGUCGCCCGACGAUUACAAGGGUUCAAUAUCGGCACAAUUCUCUACAGCGGUCGAAGUCCUAAAACCAGUGCUGAUAGAUUUAAUGCCCAGCACGUUCCAUUCGAGGAGCUUCUUGCACGUUCCGACAUUAUUUUCAUUAGCUGCCCUUUAAACGAGGCCACUCGCGGGUUGUUUGAUCGGAACGCAUUUGCAACGAUGAAAUCCUCCGCCAUUCUGAUCAACAUUUCACGCGGUGCGAUAGUCGAUGAGCCCGCAUUGAUCGAUGCUUUAAAAAGUGGUCAAAUAAGAGCGGCAGGAUUAGAUACGGUAACUACGGAACCAUUCACACCAGACAGUGAACUGUUUCACCUACCCAACUGUGUGAUUGUACCACAUUUGGGAACGGCCACGAAAAGAACGCGGGACGAAAUGGCAGUACGGGCAGUGGAAAAUUUAAUCCAUGGACUGCGAAAUGAAACGAUGCCAUCACAGUUUCAGUAAAACGAAACGCCACUACUAGGUUUACCACAUAUCAAAGGCACUUUAAUGGUGUAAAACGAUGUUCAUUGAUUACAAAUACUAGUAAAGAUGGAUCUCCAUUGCUUCCCAACAUAA